Ectocarpus sp. CCAP 1310/34 is the source of this 1358-nucleotide messenger RNA. The record is from the annotation of a GenBank genome assembly. NCBI's taxonomy places the organism in Eukaryota, Phaeophyceae, Ectocarpales, Ectocarpaceae.
CAAACCUGAGCACACAGCACUCUGCAGUACACCAACAAGCUGUCUGCAAUCCUCUGAGCUGCGCACGCUGAGAAAACUUUGAUAUGCGGCACGCAUACCAUGAACAGAAGAUCCACGUCCCGCUGGGCUUGGGACACCUCGCAAGAGGGAGGAGAGCCAAGCGACCACGGUGUGCCGGCAACAAUUUCCACGCACAAUUGCGCUGCUUCCUCGCACGCGCGUCGUCGGCGGUGGCACUCUGCUGCUGUCUGUUCGCGAAGCCGUCGGCCGGGGAGGUGCGAAGCGUGAGCAGGGUGUACCACUCGGCCUGCCUGGAGCGCGGCCAGAGCUACUGGGACUACGAGAAUUUCCGGCUUAGUUCGUUGCGUUGGGAGGACGUAGACCGUUACGAGGUCAACGGGAGGCUGGGGUUCGGAAGGUUCAGCGAGGUGAUGCAAGGGGUUGAGGUGGACAGCGGCCGCAAGGUGGUGCUGAAGGUACUCAAGCCGGCCAGGACGUACAAGGUUAAGCGGGAGAUCCGGCUGUUGGCAGGAGGUCCAAACGUCCUUUCGCUGGAAGGCGUGUGCCGAGACCGACACACCGGGGUCACGACCCUCAUUUUAGAGCACCUCGGCGACGGCGUGCAGUGGUUCGGGCACACAACCGCGUCCAGCAGCCUUCCGGGAACAGCCGGCGGAGUCAGAACGGCGGGUUCUCCAAAUGCCGUCGAUGCGUCGCCGAAAGAGGUCCGACCGCCGCCGUCCCCUGGCGGGGAAGCCGGCGCAGCGGACGGAGGGGGCGCCGGGGCAACGGCCUUUUCUAUUGGGCAGGGCCGCGCGCUUCCGUGGAGAGGAGCAAGCAGCAGCUUUGGCACCGCCACGAGCACGGCAACGAGCGCCGACAGGAAGGAGGGGCUUGAAGGAGGCAGGUUGCUGUCGCGGGCGGGAAGCCAACAGCAACAACCUGUCACCGCUGGCCAAGACCAAGACCCGGCCGGCGAGCAUGGUGGCGGUGCAGCCCGUGCGGAGGGGUUACGCGAUUCGGAAGGCGGUGGGGCGGGGCGGGGGGGAGAAGCGACGGAGAAGGAGGCCGUUGAUCCCGGCCGACUGACAGACUACGAGGUGCGGCUGUACCUGUACAAGCUGCUCCAGGCGCUGGACUUUGCGCACUCGCGCGGGCUUAUGCACAGGGACGUGAAGCCGCGAAACAUCGUCAUCAAUCGACGGACCCGAAGCCUCCGCCUCAUCGACUGGGGCCUGGGCGAUUUUUAUAUCCCAGGGAGGCGUAACAUGGCGCGUGUCGGGUCGCGGUACUACAAGGCACCGGAACUGCUCGUCGGGUUUCGCUUUUAUGACUACGCCGUCGACAUUUUUUCGUGA